AUGGUCUCGUUCAAGUCGUCAUCGAUCCAGAUACCCCAGAAGCAUUUGCAACUGCAGAUAAAGCACGUUCAGAAUAUGACGUUGAGUUCAAAGUAUUUGCAGGCCCAGCAAAAGAUCCUAAAGGCCGUAUUGUUGCACUUCGUGUACCAGGAGCAGGUUCACUGCCACGUAGCCAAAUUGAUGAAUACACUAAAUUCGUUGGAAUUUAUGGUGCGAAAGGCUUGGCUUAUAUUAAAGUCAAUGAACUUGAAAAAGCGUGUUGGUGCUGAAAACGGUGACAUCGUAUUCUUUGGUGCAGAUAAAGCCAAAGUUGUAAAUGAUGCAAUUGGUGCUUUACGUAUCAAGAUCGGUCAUGACAUGAACAUGUCAACAACCGAGUGGGCACCACUUUGGGUGGUUGACUUCCCAAUGUUCGAAGAAACUGAUGAUGGUAAAUGGACGUCUGUUCACCACCCAUUCACACUUCCAAAAUCAAGUGUUGAAGAAGUGAAAAGUAAUCCUGGUGCAGCACUUUCUGUUGCUUACGAUAUGGUAUUGAAUGGUACUGAAAUCGGUGGUGGUUCAUUGCGUAUCUACACUUUAGAAAUGCAAAAAGCCAUUUUUGAAGCUUUAGGUAUUGGCGAAGAAGAAGCUGAAGAAAAAUUCAGUUUCUUAUUAAAUGCUUUAAAAUUCGGUGCACCUCCUCAUGGUGGUUUAGCAUUCGGUCUAGACCGUUUAGUGAUGUUGAUGACAGGUUCAUCGUCUAUCCGUGACGUGAUUGCUUUCCCGAAAACUAAAACUGCUGAGUGUCCAUUAACUCAAGCACCAGCACCAGUUGAACCAAAUCAAUUGCGUGACUUGGGUAUUCGUUUACGCGAAAAACCGAAAGCUGAAGAAGCUAAAUAA
Molecule: messenger RNA, 885 nt
Organism: Oppiella nova
Lineage: Eukaryota; Metazoa; Arthropoda; Arachnida; Sarcoptiformes; Oppiidae
Source: the annotation of a GenBank genome assembly